AUGGCCUUGGAAGCUGGGAGCCCAGCUACUUCUUUUACUCCACAAGUGGUUGCUAAAGCAUUUGUUAAACAAUACUACCAAACUCUUCGUUACACACGAGAGGAUGCCUAUAAGUUCUAUAAUGACUCAAGUAUUCUUGGUCGAACAGAUUCUAAUGGGAAAAUGAUGAAUGUAACCACAAUUAAUGAUAUCAAGGAGCAACUUGUGUCUACAGACUUUGCUGACUGUUUGAUAGAGAUAGAGACUGUUGAUGCACAGCCAUCCCAUGUGGAUGGUGUGCUCAUUUUGGUUGCUGGAUAUUUUACAACCGAUGCUGUGAAACAGAAGUUCACACAGUCAUUCUUUCUUGCUCCACAGGAAAACAGAGGCUAUUAUGUUUUGAAUGAUAUGUUCAGACUUACCCGGAUUUCAACUGAGGUGAAGGAAGUUGUAGCUAACCAUGAUAAUAAAAGCACACAGAUUACAACCCUGCCCAAUGGUGAAGUUGUCAGCACCUCUGCAAAUGUUGUUUCUCCAGUUAAAAAUGAUCCUGUUGUUGAGACAUGUGUGAAAGUGGUUAACAAGGAUGUGGAGAAGAUACCUGAGGCUUCAACUCCUCUUACUGCUGAGAAAGCAGUUAACAAGGAUUUGGAGAAGAUUCCUGAGGCUGCUCCAAAACCUCGCGCACCAGUUGAGAAGGCUGCUCCAGCACCUCGAGCACCAGUUGAGAAGGCUGCUCCUGCUCCUCACGCACCAGUUGAGAAGGCUGCUCCAGCACCUCCCGCACCAGUUGAGAAGGCUGCUCCAGCACCUCCCGCACCAGUUGAGAAGGGUGCUCCAGCACCUCCUGCGCCAGUUGAGAAGGCUGCUCCAGCACCUCCCGCGCCAGUUGAGAAGGGUGCUCCAGCACCUCCUGCGCCAGUUGAGAAGGCUGCUCCAGCUCCUCGCGCACCAGUUGUGAAGGCUGCUCCUGCUCCUCGCGCACUAGUUGAGAAGGCAGCUCCAGCACCUCCCGCACCAGUUGAGAAGGGUGCUCCAGCACCUCCUGCGCCAGUUGAGAAGGCUGCUCCAGCACCUCCUGCGCCAGUUGAGAAGGCUGCUCCAGCUCCUCGCGCACCAGUCGAGAAGGCAGCUGCAGCUCCUCCCACACCAGUUGUGAAGUCUGCUCCAGCUCCUCCCUCAUCAGAUGAGAAGGAAGUAACUAGGAAGACUUAUGCAUCAAUUGUUAAAACCACGAGGGAGGGCACACAGCCUGCCCCAGCUGCCAGACCCGCCAAACCCAAUCCAAGGCCAAAGGCGGCUCAAAAUGUGGAGAAAAAUGUGUCCUCACCUUCAAAACCUGCUCAUUCUACUGAUAAUGCCCUCCCAGGCGAUAAAAGUGUUCCUAAAAAUAAAUCACAUGAUGAGCCAGGGUACUCAAUUUUUGUUAAAAAUUUACCUUUCGACGCAACUGUUGAAAUGGUGGAACAAGAGUUCAGCAAGUUUGGUUCUAUUAAAUCUGGUGGUAUACAAGUCAAAUGCCAGCCUGAUCAGUUUUGCUUUGGCUUUGUUGAAUUUGAGUCUCAGCAAUCCAUGGUAGCAGCCAUCGAGGCUUCUACGGUUUAUUUCGGCACAAGAGAAUCAUAUGUUGAGGAGAAAAGAACCAAAACACGAGUUGUCGAUGGUGUUAUCACACGUGGGGAUGACAAUGGCUUCCAGUAUGGCAGAGGUGGUUACUACGGGGACAGCUACAAGCGGCAGUGGGGCGGUCAGAACAACGGCUACUACCACGAUGGAGAUAACACGAGGAACGACUAUUCAGGCUGUGUCCGAGGACCGCAAGGGAACGGCUACCCUCAGAACGGCAACGGCUACCACCAGAACAGGAAUAGCUACCAGCAGAACGGCAACGGCUACUCUGGGAAUGGCUACCAACAGCGACGCCCCAGCAACAACAACGGGAACGGGAGGGUUGAGCGCAACAAUAGCCCUACGCAACAAGGCCCUGCUGCUGCGUAG
Molecule: messenger RNA, 1977 nt
Organism: Miscanthus lutarioriparius
Lineage: Eukaryota; Viridiplantae; Streptophyta; Magnoliopsida; Poales; Poaceae
Source: the annotation of a GenBank genome assembly